This is a messenger RNA of Closterium sp. Naga37s-1, 660 nucleotides long. The record is from the annotation of a GenBank genome assembly. Lineage: Eukaryota; Viridiplantae; Streptophyta; Zygnematophyceae; Desmidiales; Closteriaceae.
AUGGCGGCGAACGGAACUUGUGUGGCGGGAGGGAAGGGGCACGUGAAUGGCACGAGGCUGAAGCGGGGUGCUGCAGCUGGUGGUGGUGGUGGUGGUGGUGGGAUGCACAAGGUUGGUGGCGGUGCUGGUGGCUGGCGUGGCGGGCGAGGAGGCAGCGUGAUUGGUGUGGUGGGCGCGCGGAUGAGUGGCGAGCAGAUGGUGGGGUCAGCAGGCAUGGCCAAUGCCACGGGCCGCCUGGAGCUGAAGCUUGUCAAGACGGCCACUGACAUGGACGUGCACUACUCGCUCUCCCUCGCGCACCUCUCCUCGCCCUCCCCUCCCACCGCCGCCUCCAUCCACGCAGGCCGCGCCGCCUCCGCCUCUGCCCUGCUGCUGCUCGCCUUCCCCGCCUCCGCCUGGACCAACACCACCCGCCCCUUCCAUCGCGCAUCCAAUGCCACCGCUGCUGCCCCCCCUGCGGCUGCGCGCUUCAGCUACGGCGCCAGGGGCGUGUGGGGCAACGCGUCGUCCCUCUCCGCCGCUGCGGGCGGCUCUGUGGCUGCGGCUGUGAGCACCAUUCACGCUGCCCCCGCCUCCUUCCACGCUCUCAUCGCCACCUCCGCGUUCCCCCAGGGGGCUGUGCGCGGCCAGAUGGCCAACAUGACCCGCGGAGGGAAGUAG